Kwoniella botswanensis is the source of this 489-nucleotide messenger RNA. RefSeq lists its product as uncharacterized. NCBI's taxonomy places the organism in Eukaryota, Fungi, Basidiomycota, Tremellomycetes, Tremellales, Cryptococcaceae. The record is from RefSeq and is a predicted model, not a curated record. The transcript is spliced from 4 exons. The coding region runs from base 1 to 489 and encodes 162 amino acids.
AUGACCCUCACGAUUUCCCUCUGGCUAUUCUUCUCAAUCUUCAUCACCGUAUCGGCGAGGCCACUCGGCAGUGGGAACAGUCAACAAAAACCUUCACCGUACCCUUCGCCAAUCAAUAUCCUUCUUCCUUCUAACAGAGCGGAUAUUUGGGAUUUUGGGAGCGAAUUCUCAAACCUCUGUUCCCACUUGUAUCUGGAUAUCGAUAACCCGCUCGAACCUAGAUUCGUAGAUGCUAAAGUGGAGAGAACGUUGUUGAACGAUGAUUAUCAUCCAAAUGAAGCCCUGGCAAGCUGCAUCUACCAAUACCCCUCUGGCGAGAUGGUCCAACUUGCUCCGUUCGUAGCCGAAGAAUUACACUGUUUCACCCUUUCGCCGACGAACGUCAACAAAUUGAGGGAGGAGGUGAUUUCGAAGGAUAAGAAUCGAGGGAGUAAGGUGAAGUUCAGUAGGGACGUAUACUACGCGAACGAUAGAGAUACGAUGUCUUGA